Molecule: messenger RNA, 747 nt
Organism: Limulus polyphemus (Atlantic horseshoe crab)
Lineage: Eukaryota; Metazoa; Arthropoda; Merostomata; Xiphosura; Limulidae
Product: Down syndrome cell adhesion molecule-like protein Dscam2
Exons: 4
Coding region: 81-743 (220 amino acids)
Biological process (GO): axon guidance; dendrite self-avoidance; homophilic cell-cell adhesion
Cellular component (GO): axon; plasma membrane
Molecular function (GO): cell-cell adhesion mediator activity
Source: RefSeq, a predicted model, not a curated record
UAAUUCCAGUUGCCCCAGAAGUGGAUCCUCUCUCGUUUCCGGGGAGUUUGGAGGAAGGAAGACGAACGAGUCUUCAGUGCAUGGUGUCUACAGGGGAUGUUCCCAUUUCCAUCCAGUGGACUAAAGAUGGCGAACUACUUAACCCAACAAGCCUACAGAUCACGGUCAAGUCCUUCAACCAGUAUGCUUCCACCCUGUUCUUCGAGAAGUUGAGACAGCAACACAGCGGCAACUACACGUGCACAGCGUCCAACCCUUUCGCUACUGACAGUCGUACCGCUGAAUUAACUGUCCAGGUGGAACCUAGAUGGAGUGUACAACCAACCGAUGGUGCCGUGGUUGUAGGUGGGCAAACCCUCUUCGAUUGCCAAGCAGAAGGACAUCCUCAACCAGUAGUACGGUGGAAAAAGUCUUCAGAGGUCAAGGAGAAGCAGACGUUUACUCAGGUGAUGAGUAACGCCAAACAACAGGUGUUGGAAAACGGUUCCUUAGUGAUUGUGAACGCCGUACCUGGAGAUGGAGGGGAAUAUCUUUGUCAGGCUUAUAAUGGAAUCGGUCCUGGCUUGUCAAAGGUUGUCACUCUGUCCGUGAAUGUUCCUCCACGUUUUGACACCGAUUUUAACACUAAAAUGGUGAGAAAAGGUGGCACAGUGAUUGUCGCCUGUGAACCCCAGGGUGAUAGACCCCUGACUGUAACUUGGGUGGCGAAAGAACAACUUAUCACCAGUUCUUCUCCCAGGUAGGAAA